GGCAAACGGCUACGUACCAGUUCGCUGCUGAGCGUUACCAGAGUAACACCGUCUCUUCUUUUUCUCUUACGAAAUUCUUAUCGCAUCAAAUGAUUUUAUUAUCGUGUUACGGGAUGAACGUUUAGCUGGUGAAAUCACAAUAGCUGCUUUAACCUUUGUAUUAAUGAAGUUCUAUGAAUUAAUAUAUAUCAAUGAUACGUCAGCUAUAAGUUAUUAAAUUAACGUUUAAGUUUAAUUGUCAAGACUUGAGUAACCGGUGCUGUAUUGAUAAGGUGUGACAUUAUCUUCAGAUCUAAGUAAAGUCGUCAAUUGUACUAAAAGCAUGAUCGUGGACAUGAAAGUUUGUGUAAUGGCUUUCCAAUAAUAAUAAUUUAGUCGAUUAUAUAUAUAUUUGAAAGAGCAUUCACAAUUUAAGCUAGUAUCGGGAAUUGGUUAGACUGCCAGGAUUUGAUAUUAGUAGAUAGAAACAAAACAAGGCUAACUAUUAUCGUUAAGAGAACGAUCAGUGAUAUAAAUAGUGCGUGGACGUUAUCGCCAAAUCGUAGAAUUGAAUACACAACGCCACGUGUACAGUGCCUUCCUCAAGUGCGAUAACAUUUUGCAAGGCAAUUCCACAAAAUUGAUGCAAUAAGUUUGAAACUGCGAUCACGCCAAUAAAUAGACAUGAAUCUACUUCUACUCUAUGGGUUCCUACUAGUGGGAGUUGGAAUGGCCAGUAUUGAGGACGUUAUGGUCCUAGGGGCUGGUUCGAUGCUUGUGAUGGACCAGGAAAUCCCAUUGAAACGUUGCCGGUACAACCGUGUCUAUUCUAUGCUUCAGGCACAAUGCUCCAAUCUUGGAUUGGAUGAGAUUCCAGGAAAUCUUCAAACUGAUAUCCAGGUUCUGGAUUUUUCUCUAAACAGAGUACGGGAAUUGACCAAUGAGAGCUUAUCACGUUAUAGUAGUUUAGCUUACCUGUACCUGGGGGAUAAUUUUAUCCAGACCAUAGAGAAAGGUGUAUUCUCAAAUUUGCGUUACCUCCAGGUGUUGGACCUGACGAAGAACGGUCUUCGUAACUUUCCUCAAUCCAUGUUUGAACUGCCAUACCUGAGGAAACUUUACUUGGCUAAGAACAACCUUCCGGACGAAGCUUUCCAGGCGGAAAUUAAGUCACCCAUCGAGUUUCUUCAGCUGUCCAAGAAUAAAUUGUCCAGGAUACCUAGGAUUGGUCCUCAGCCGUUCCUCACCAAUCUGAAUCUAUCCGAGAACGAAAUUCAGAUCGUUUCUGUCGACGACAUCGCCGGAUUCUGUAGUUUAAAGUUGCUCGACCUUACGAAGAAUCGAAUAAUAUUCGACACGCCCGACUGUGGCUGCUCUGAAUUUAAAUUAUGGACAGAGACUCGUGGCAUUCAAGUGAAACCGUCGUACAACUGUAGUCAAAUUUCUGAUAAAUGUUUGGCUAUGAGCUUCUCGAACAGGACCUUGGAACUGCGAGAAAAUUGUCUGGAUAUUAUCAAGAUUCAGGAAGAAACUAAAAAGGCACGAUCCACAUGGAUUCUCAUUGCUUCGUGUAUAGGGGCUUUCAUUUUCUGCGUGGUUAUAGCGCUAUGCUGUGUACACAGGAGGAACAAGAAACGACGUCAAAAACUCAAGGAGGAACAAAGACUGGCAGCCAACAAUGCAAAUACCGAAUUACUCAAUAGUAAUUUACAACCUGAACACACGUGAUAUACUAAGUAUCGUGGCUUGAUGGUAACAUUACUUUUAACGUCCAUACAGGAAGCGGAAACGCAGAAGGCUCUUUGCCGGAGGAAAUCCUCCGAGAUAUACCGUCUUACGAAGAGUGAAAAGAAGAGAGAGAUGAAGAGAAAGAUUCGGGACAAUUAAGAAACCAUUUCGUUCUUUUAAAUAGUCCAACAGAAGAUAUUCUGACAGUAUCAAGGUGAAAUUGCAAGUGUGGUGUUUGAAUCUGCCCGAUGAAACUGCGCAUGCGUCAACAGGACCUGACAAUCUAAAUACUCUUAAUGGUGAAAUUCAUGAAAUACUGAUUUUCAUACUUUUCUUAUUGAAACAUGUAUUAUACAUGUAUUAUUAAUGUUUGUUAUUAUUUUGUUUUUCUUUAUAUUAUUGUUUAAACUAACUAAUGGACGACAAAUGUUAGUUCCUAAUUUAUAAAAAUUAAUAUAUAUAUGAGGUAUAUGAAACUAUAUAUAUAGAUAUCCAGGGUCAAACUUUAUCCAACUUAUCAGCUAAAUUGGAUCUGGCCCAAUUGUUACGGCUUAUACGGUAUACUUUACGCACUACCGUAUUCUAUUCAAGAACUUUCGGUUGUAACUAUACGAACUCGUUUGGCUAGUCGGGGAAAAGAAGCAGACGUUGCGGUAUGUUGGUACAAUUUUAGAAUUUUAUUUCUACCGUUUAUUUUUUACCUGUAUAAUGUAAGUGGCUGGCCCUAUUUAAUACGAGAAGGAUGAAUGUUUGAUGGAUGCAUUCAAGAGGAGCACCAGCUGUCAGAAAUUCAUAAAUAAAGUGAUGCGAUCAAAAUUUCGAUCAAGAAUCAAUUCUUGUUCCUUGGACAUUCGUGUAUCCUUAUUUUUAUCUUGCACAUAUGGAUAUUAACUGCAUGAGUCAGACGAUGUAUAUUUACUUGAAAGAGACUCCGAAUUGCGAGAUGAGUUUAGUUACCAUGAGAAUAACUUUAAUGGUGGAAUAAGAGCGGUAAUACUUGUCAUUAGAUUUGAUAGUGAUUUUUGUUUUCCUUUUGUUUAGCUACAAGAAUACCGUACAGUUUUGCAUUUGUCUUAUUCUUAGAUUUUCUAUCCAUACAAAUUAUACUUAGGAGGCCUUUUCUUUUUACGUGACUGAAAUAUGAAUAUGCAUUGGCACAUUGUGUGUUUUUGAAUGAAAGAUCUUCGGCAAAAUACGUAAAGUACAUGAAUUACUAUUAUUGAUGCAUCACCAGAGACUACGUUGACACGUAAGGUUCUAUGUGGAAAAUUUAUGAUCGUAAGUUGCACACUUGAAUUUUUUUACAUGUAUAUGAAAUUUGAAAUAAAUGUUACUGCUUUA
This is a messenger RNA of Cephus cinctus (wheat stem sawfly), 3048 nucleotides long. RefSeq names its product decorin (gene Lapsyn). Lineage: Eukaryota; Metazoa; Arthropoda; Insecta; Hymenoptera; Cephidae. The transcript has 4 exons. Gene Ontology annotation, molecular function: protein binding. The coding region runs from base 664 to 1707 and encodes 347 amino acids. The record is from RefSeq and is a predicted model, not a curated record.